UCUCUCCCAAUUCCCCAAUUCUCCAAACCCUCUCUCCCUCUCCAUCCUCCGGCGGGCGGCGGCUCUCCUCCUCGAUCCAUCCAUCCAUCCAUCAAUCGGGCACGAAGCGAUGGCGAGGGGCGAGAACAGCGAGUCGCACGGCAGCGGCAACGUCCCGGCGGCGGCGCCCGCGGCGGUCGGGAAGCAGGCCCCGGCGGCGGCGCGGGGCGCGGACGGGCAGUCGGUGGUGCGGCGGCUGCAGUCGGAGCUGAUGGCGCUGAUGAUGGGCGGGGACCCCGGGGUGUCGGCGUUCCCGGAAGGGGACAACAUCUUCCAGUGGGUCGGCACCAUCGACGGCUCCGCCGCCACCGCCUACGAGGGCACCUCCUACCGCCUCGCGCUCUCCUUCCCCAGCGACUACCCUUACAAGCCGCCCAAGGUCAAGUUCGAAACGCCUUGCUUCCACCCCAACGUCGACACCCACGGCAACAUCUGCCUCGACAUCCUCCAGGACAAAUGGUCCUCCGCCUACGACGUCCGCACCAUCCUCCUCUCCAUCCAGAGCCUGCUCGGAGAGCCGAACAACGACUCGCCGCUCAACACGCAGGCGGCCGCGCUUUGGGCCAACCAAGAAGAAUUUAGGAAGAUGGUGGAGAAGCUCUACAAGCCAGCGUAGAGGAAGUGGGGAAGGCGGCGGGGUAACGGAUCCGCGAAGGGUUUGGCUUGAAUCGGUUCCUUCGAUCUGCUCCCCGAUCUGGUGUUCGAUAUUGUCAACUGUUAGAUACUUGGCCUGUACUUGCUUCGAGUUUUGUUUGCCCGACUGUUUCGCUUUCGCGUGCUGUUAUCCCGAUGUAACUUAUGGUGUCUGCUGCCAUCGCUGAGAUGGGCAUACUUUACUCAAUUCAAGUUCUGGAACGAGGUGUUCGAUUAAGAUAUGAUUCAAAAGAAUAUACUGUAGGCAAUAUCAAAAAGUUACAGCA
This is a messenger RNA of Brachypodium distachyon (stiff brome), 959 nucleotides long. RefSeq names its product ubiquitin-conjugating enzyme E2 20. Lineage: Eukaryota; Viridiplantae; Streptophyta; Magnoliopsida; Poales; Poaceae. The transcript is spliced from 3 exons. The record is from RefSeq and is a predicted model, not a curated record. The coding region runs from base 110 to 655 and encodes 181 amino acids.